AUGGUACCCAAUGCACGUUUCGACCUUCCACCAACCAAAGGUAACCGAUACCUUCUCACUUGCAUAGACAUGUCUGCGGAGACCGUCGCCUCUGCUCUCCUGUCUGGUUGGAUAUCCCUCUUCGGAGUUCCCUCUACCAUCACCACCGACAGGGGCCGUCAGUUCGACUCACACCUCUUCCGCAGCCUCUGCCACUUACUCGGGGUCGCCCACAUACGGAUUACGGCCUGCCACCCUCAAGCAAGCGGCAUUAUCGAGCGCCUCCACCGGCAUCUCACAACCGCCUUGUGCGCCGUGGGUGCUUCCUCGUCGUGGGUCGAUCGGUUUCCCUUAUUGCUUUUGGGUCUCCGAGCAGCCUUCAUGCAAGACCUCCGCUGCUCCCAGGCCAAACUUGUCCAUGCCACCCCCUUGCGACUCCCUGGCGCAUUCUUUACCCCGCCACCUCCCUCCACAGUCCCUGACCCGGCGUCAUACGUCUCCCGCCUCCGCUCGGCCUUUGCCGACCUCAUUUCUGCUACACCGUGGACUCCCUCCCCGCGCCGCGUAUUCCAAAAUUAUGACCUGGCUUCCGUCACGCACGUAUUCGUGGGCCGAGACGCUGUGCGGGCUCCUCUGCAGGCGCGUUAUGACGGACACAUCUUGGUGGUCCACCGCCAACCGAAGUUAUUGCGGCUACUGCUUACUCGCGGCCCCGAUACCCUUGCUGUUGACCGCCUCAAGCCGGCGUAUCUCGAAGCUGAAGCUCCCGCUGGUUCCUCUCCAACUCAGUCAGCUCCUCCUAGGGCCAUACCGACGCCUCCACGGCUUUCUCCUCCAGCACCCCCUCGGAGCCUGCGUCAGGUCCAUUGA
Ornithodoros turicata is the source of this 849-nucleotide messenger RNA. RefSeq lists its product as uncharacterized. Lineage: Eukaryota; Metazoa; Arthropoda; Arachnida; Ixodida; Argasidae. The transcript has a single exon. Gene Ontology annotation, molecular function: nucleic acid binding. Bases 1 to 849 code for a protein of 282 amino acids. The record is from RefSeq and is a predicted model, not a curated record. Gene Ontology annotation, biological process: DNA integration.